AUGACAGACACCGUAGUCAUAACUCCGGCACCAGUCGUCACAUCGCCGGCCGCCAAGAAGUCUCCUGCAAAGAAGAAGUUGUUGGCUUCUGGAGCCAAGAAGACUACCGUUGCGUUGCAUCCGACCACCGCUGUGAUGGUCACCUCGGCUAUCAAAGAGCUCAAGGAGAAGAAGGGUUCGUCGCUGCCAGCCAUUAAAAAAUACUUAGCAGCCAACUACAAAGUCGAUCCCGCCAAGUUGGCGCCUUUCAUCAGAAAGUUUUUGAAAGCCGCCGUCGCCAACGGUGCCGUCGUUCAGACCAAGGGAACCGGCGCUUCGGGACACUUCAAGUUGUCCGUCGCGGAGGUCAAGGCAAAAAAGGUCGUUGUAGCGAAAAAAAAAGAAAUCGAUCGUCAAAAAUGUCAAAGCCGCCGGAACACCCAAGAAAAAGAAGCUAGCUGUAGCCAAAAAACCCGCGGCUGGUGA
Messenger RNA from Metopolophium dirhodum (rose-grain aphid), 465 nucleotides. Its product is annotated as histone H1A, sperm-like. Gene Ontology annotation, biological process: negative regulation of DNA recombination; nucleosome assembly; chromosome condensation. Lineage: Eukaryota; Metazoa; Arthropoda; Insecta; Hemiptera; Aphididae. The transcript has a single exon. Bases 1 to 465 code for a protein of 154 amino acids. Gene Ontology annotation, cellular component: nucleus; nucleosome. The record is from RefSeq and is a predicted model, not a curated record. Gene Ontology annotation, molecular function: double-stranded DNA binding; nucleosomal DNA binding; structural constituent of chromatin.